Messenger RNA from Closterium sp. Naga37s-1, 2874 nucleotides. The record is from the annotation of a GenBank genome assembly. Lineage: Eukaryota; Viridiplantae; Streptophyta; Zygnematophyceae; Desmidiales; Closteriaceae.
AUGUCGCCCCCAACCUCAUCGCCUUCCACGGACGGUCCUAUCGGACCCAAUCACCGUCUACCCCAUCUGGCUGCUCCCUCCCCUCCUCCCCUCCCACUUCCAGCGAUAGAUCUUGCCCCCAACCCCAUCGCCUUCCACGGACAGUCCUAUCCGACCCAAUCACCGUCUACCUCAUCUGGCACGGCACCUGGACGGACGAGCGCAAGUCUUCUCUGUUCGAAUGCAUGCUCUCCCCUUGCUCCUCCCCUCCCACCAGCGCCAAAUCUCUCCGCCAACCCUAUCGCGUUCCACGGGGGCGCGGUCCUGUCGGACCCACUCACCGUCUACCUCAUCUGGCACGGCACGUGGACGGACGAGCGCAAGGCGCCCGUGCGCGCCUUCAUUCAGUCGCUGGCGGACGUGGGCGCGGGCAGCGCGGCGGGGGGUGGCGCGGGGAGCAGCGAGGCGGGGAGUGUGCGCGAGUGGUGGAACGUGAACCGGCUGUAUCAUUCGGGUCGCGAGCACGUCACUGGGAGCAUCGUUCUCGGGACCCCCGAGGUGGAGAUAGAGGCGGCGAGCAGCGGCGAGGGGCAGCCACCCGCGUCCAAGAACGAGGUCAACGCCAUCAUCAACUACCAGCUCCGUUCGCACACCCUCCCCCGCCACGAUUCCACCAUCUACGCCGUAUUCACCUCUGAUGACGUACUCCGUUCGCGCACCCUCCCCCGCCACGAUUCCGCCAUCUACGCCGUCUUUUCUUCAUACUCCAUUUACGCAGUCUUCACCUCUGAUGACGUCGACAUGGCCGGCUUCGGCUCGUCCUUUUGCGCCUUCCAUGACGUCAGCACGGUGCACUUCACCUGGACGGGCAUGCCGUCCAGGUUCAUCCCCCAGUGCACGCAUGCAGCCGCCCCAGGUAACACCUACCCGCACGGGGACAGGGCUCUGGCCGGGCUGAUCUCGAAUUUCGCCCAUGUGCUCGCCGCAGCUGCGGCGAACCCGAACCUGCUGUCUUGGUUCGACAAGGAGGGUCGGGAGGCCAUGGGACUGUGCCGUAACAACUUUGGCACGGUGUAUACCAGUAGGGAUCCCCUGCCGGUGGAGUACAACGCGGUGGGGAGGGGUGGAGAGCGGUUCCUCCUGCCCACCAACCUCAACCCUGUCACAGGUAGCUGCGUUAACGGCCUGUCAGUCGCGCCGGGUCAAUGCGGGCCCAAGUUUUUCGGGUUCCCUUGUGACACAGUCACUGCUACCGAGGCUGGUACCGAACCUCCUGCCGAAGCUGCCGCCGCAGGCUCGGACGGCCCGGGGAGUGGGGCAGGGUCGGGGUUGGGAGCGGUGGCAGCGAGUGUGGUCGGGGGGGAGGCGGAAAAAGCAGUGGUUGGGGGGGAGGGGGAUGCUAGGAAAGUAAAGGACCCUCGAGUGGCUGAAGCAGAGGCUGCAGGGCUGGAUCUAUCAGUAGGGGGAAAGAACGUGGGGCGGUUCUUAGAACCCGGACAGUUUGACCCGGCUAAGGGGGACAGGGAGGAGGAUGAGGCGAGCAAGGGGCAGGCUGGUGGGAGUGCGGUCGAUUCGGGUGCGGGUGCGGGUUCGAAUGUGUUUGAGAGUACUGGGUAUGCGGAUGGCGGUGAGAAGGAGAAGGAGGAGGAGAGGCGUGGUGGGGGUGAUGCGUAUGGUGGUACGAAGGGUGGCGACCCUUUUUCUGUGGAAGGUUCAGGGGAAGAGGGGGUGGAUGACAAGGUCGGGGCGGACGAGGAGGUGGGGGCAGGCGAGAAGGUGGGAGCAGGUGGUGGUGCAGGAGCAGAGGAGAAGAGUGAGGGCAAGGGAGAGGGUGACAAUGAUGAGGAUGACGUGUUUCAGAGCACAGGGUACCCGGAUAGCCCAGCGGACGAGGAGGACGAGAGCAAGCAUAAGACAGGUGCUGGUGCAGGAACAGAGGAGAUGAGUGAGGGUAAGGGAGACGGCGCCAAUGAUGCAGAUGAUGUGUUUCAGAGCACCGGUUACCCUGAUGGCCCAGCGGACGAGGAGGAGGAGAGCAAGCCUAAGGCAGGAGGUGGGGGGGGCGGGAGUGUGGGGGCGGGGGGGAAGGCUCAACCGGGGGAGGUGAACCCGUUUGUGCACCACUCCAACCCGGAUGAGAAUUCUGCUGCCGCUGCUGCUACUUCUGCUUUGGCUGCAGGAGGUACUGGUGGUGAUGAUGGUGGGUAUGGGGAGGGUAGUACUGGUGAGGGUAGCACUGGCGAUGAUGGGGGCAGUGGCGUAGGUGCGGAUGAUGAGGAAACCAGUGAGAGUGGUGAUGGGGACGUGUUUGAGAGGCUUGGGUAUUCUGAGGGUGGGGAACAGGAGGGGAGUGAGAAGGGCGAGGAAGGUGAGGAGGGAAGUGAGGGCAAGGGUGGGGAGAGUGAGGAGGGGGGCGAGGAGGACGCCAGUGGAGAUGGCUCUAACGUGUUUGAGAACACAGGGUACCCUGAUAGCGACGAUGCCAGUGGUUCCAGUGCUGCUGGUGCUGCUGGUGCUGCUGGUGCUGCUGGUGCUGCUACCAACAAUGCACACCCGUCAGCCCUGUUCCCGGGCGACAGCAACUCACCAAUUGACGUAUUUGAUGACCUGGGGGACGGGGGCAGUGGGUUGGUGUCGGGUGGGUUCCAGGCAGGGUUAUUAGCGGGGUUUGAGUUUGACCUGUCGCAGUUUAAGAUGGGCGAGAGGGAGAGCCCUUCUGCUCCCCACUUGUUCCCCGACGCUGCCGCUGCUGCGGCAGUGGGGUCACACGGGGAGGUGCAGCAGCAGCAGCAGCAGCAGCAGCAGCAGCAGCAGCCACAGCAGCCGCAGCAGCCACAGCAGCCACAGCAGCCGCAGCAGGAGGAGAGGGAGAAGUGGGUGUUCUCAGGGGUUUAG